UCACAAGCAGAGCGUGGGUCUAUUCUUAGAGCGAGUCUACGGGAUAGAGACGCAAGAACUCUUCUAUCGACUGCUAGAAGAAGCUUUCCUGCCUGACCUGAGGGCAGCCACUAUGCUGGACAGGAACGACGGCUGCGAAUCGGAUAUGGCUUUAUCGAUGAAUCGUUACAUCGGCAACUCGAUCCUGCCGCUGCUGAUCAAGCACGCCAACUUCUACAACGAAGCCGAGAACUACGCCAGUCUGUUGGACGCUACGUUACACACUGUAUAUCGGCUAUCCAAAAACCGUAUGCUAACCAAAGGCCAGCGUGAGGCGGUGUCGGACUUCUUAGUGGCGCUGACGUCAGCGAUGCAGCCGUCUAUGCUGUUGAAACUGCUGAGGAAACUCACUGUGGAUGUCUCCCGGCUGUCCGAGUAUACCACUGUAGCUUUAAGGCUGCUAACCCUCCACUACGAACGUUGCGCCAAAUACUACGGCAGCACAGGAGGACAGGGAAUCUACGGCGCCUCUUCAGACGAAGAGAAGCGGCUGACCAUGAUGCUGUUCUCAAACAUCUUCGACUCGCUCAGCAAGAUGGACUACGAACCGGAGCUGUUUGGGAAGGCUCUGCCGUGUCUCAUUGCUAUUGGAUGUGCGUUGCCACCUGACUACUCACUAUCUAAAAACUACGACGAUGAGUUCUAUGGAAAAGAAACACAGGCCACUGGUGGUCCCGACAACCCCCAAUACGACCCUCAGCCCAUCAACACGUCAUCGGUGGCUCUCAACAAUGAUCUCAACACCAUCGUCCAGAAGUUCUCGGAACACUACCACGACGCUUGGGCUUCCAGGAAAAUCGAAAACGGUUGGGUGUACGGCGAGUCGUGGUCCGACAGUCAAAAGGCGCAUCCUCGCUUGAAGCCGUACAACAUGCUAAAUGACUAUGAGAAGGAGCGCUACAAAGAACCAGUGCGUGAGUCCCUCAAGGCUCUGCUAGCCAUCGGCUGGUCGGUGGAACAUUCAGAAGUGGACAUUCCUAGCACCAACCGCAGUUCUAUGAGGAGGCAGUCAAAGUCUGGAGGCCGCCCGCCAGACAUAGUGACGGACUCAGCAACUCCGUUCAACUACAACCCUCACCCGGUCGAUAUGACCAAUCUGACGCUGUCAAGAGAGAUGCAGAACAUGGCUGAACGACUGGCCGAGAACGCUCACGACAUCUGGGCGAAGAAGAAAAAGGAAGAACUGGUCACCAAUGGUGGUGGCAUCCACCCUCAACUAGUCCCAUACGACCUUCUAACCGACAAAGAAAAGAAAAAGGACCGAGAACGUUCCCAAGAGUUCCUCAAGUACCUACAAUACCAGGGCUACAAGCUUCACAGGCCCAGCAAAUCGUCGCCCAGCGACACAGAACAGACCACUACUGGGGUGGCAAUAGAGCUCAGAUUCGCUUACUCGUUGCUGGAGAAAUUGAUUCAGUAUAUAGACAGAGCUACGAUCAAUAUGAAGCUGUUGAAACCGUCCACUACGUUUAGUAGAAGAAGCAGUUUUAAGACUAGCACGAGGGAUAUUAAGUUCUUUUCAAAGGUGGUCUUGCCCCUAAUGGAGAAAUAUUUCUCGACACACCGCAACUACUUCAUAGCGGUGGCGACGGCGACCAACAACGUCGGUGCGGCAAGUUUGAAAGAGAAAGAAAUGGUUGCAGCUCUCUUCUGCAAGCUGGCUAGCUUGCUGAGGUCGAGAUUGGCAGCCUUCGGGCCGGACGUCCGGAUCACCGUCCGCUGUCUCCAAGUGCUAGUGAAGGGCAUCGACGCCAAGUCUCUGGUGAAGAACUGUCCGGAGUUUAUCCGGACAUCCAUGUUGACGUUCUUCAACAAUGUCGCUGAUGAUUUGGGGCAUACCAUACUCAACUUGCAGGAGGGGAAAUACGCCCAUCUUAGAGGCACUCACCUGAAGACUUCAACCUCACUUGGCUACAUCAACGGCGUGGUCCUGCCCAUCCUCACGGCCAAGUUCGACCAUCUGGCCAACUGCGAGUAUGGAGCUGAUCUGCUUUUGGACGAGAUUCAAGUGGCCUCGUACAAGAUGCUGGGAUCGUUAUAUGCCCUGGGAACUGAUGCUACUCUCACCCACGACCGCAAGUACCUCAAGACUGAAAUCGAGAGGAACAAGCCUGCUCUGGGCUCCUGCUUAGGAGCGUUCAGCUCGACGUUCCCCGUCGCAUUCUUGGAGCCGCAUCUCAACAAGCACAAUCAGUUCUCACUGCUCAACCGCAUCGCUGACCAUUCGCUGGAAGCUCAAGACAUCAUGGCCAAAAUGGAGCAAUCCAUGCCCACAUUAGAGACAAUCCUAAGCGAGGUGGACCAGUUCGUGGAGUCAGACAAGACCUACAACGAGGCUCCCCACAUUAUAGACGUGGUGUUGCCAUUACUGUGCUCGUAUCUACCAUUUUGGUGGGCGCAGGGACCGGACAACGUCACCCCUACUGGCGGAAACCACGUCACAAUGGUGACAGCAGAACAUAUGAACCAACUGCUCAAGAACGUUCUGAAACUCAUCAAGAAGAACAUCGGCAACGAGAGCGCGCCAUGGAUGACUCGCAUCGCGACGUAUACCCAGCAGAUCAUCAUCAACAGUUCUGAGGAGUUGUUGAGGGAUUCCUUCCUGCCUCUCGCUGAAAGAGUCAGGAAGAGGACCGAUACUAUGUUCCAUAAGGAGGAGAGCUUGCGAGGGUUCAUCAAGUCUUCAACCGACGACACAUCCCAAGUGGAGUCCCAAAUCCAGGAAGACUGGCAGCUGUUGGUCCGCGAUAUCUACUCCUUCUACCCUCUGCUCAUCAAGUACGUUGACCUGCAGAGAAACCAUUGGCUGAGGAAUAACGUUCCAGAGGCUGAAGAAUUAUACAACCACGUAGCAGAAAUAUUUAACAUCUGGUCGAAAUCGCAAUACUUCCUCAAGGAGGAGCAGAACUUCAUUUCUGCCAACGAAAUCGACAACAUGGUGCUGAUUAUGCCCACAGCGACUAGACGGGUGACAACAGUUGUAGAGGGCGCGCCGCAAGGUGGCGGUAAAAAGAAGAAGAAACAUCGUGACAAGAAGAGGGACAAGGACAAGGAAGUGCAAGCGUCUCUCAUGGUGGCGUGUCUGAAGAGACUGCUGCCAGUCGGACUGAAUCUCUUCGCUGGCAGGGAGCAGGAGUUGGUGCAGCACUGCAAGGACCGCUUCUUGAAGAUAAAUAUCGGAAAAUCCAAACAAGUAAAACCAGCGUAA
This is a messenger RNA of Ostrinia furnacalis (Asian corn borer), 3247 nucleotides long. RefSeq names its product ryanodine receptor-like. The transcript has 23 exons. The coding region runs from base 113 to 3247 and encodes 1044 amino acids. Gene Ontology annotation, biological process: striated muscle contraction; release of sequestered calcium ion into cytosol by sarcoplasmic reticulum. Gene Ontology annotation, cellular component: calcium channel complex; sarcoplasmic reticulum membrane; sarcolemma. Gene Ontology annotation, molecular function: ryanodine-sensitive calcium-release channel activity. Lineage: Eukaryota; Metazoa; Arthropoda; Insecta; Lepidoptera; Crambidae. The record is from RefSeq and is a predicted model, not a curated record.